CAAGACGCCCUCGUCGCGGAAGGGUGUUUACCCAUGAGAGCCCUGACGUAAGGUACGCCAGGAAGCAACUCCAGCAAGUGUGGGUGGAACUCAGAAACGAGACAAGAAACGCUGGGAACGCGAGACGGUGAAGGAAUUGAAACAGCCUUUGAUGGCGACGCUAGGGGCUAGCAGAGGCAUGCCAUGCCAUCGCAUUGCCUUGACGUUGACAUUGAUAUUGUUCAUCCGCGAUACCGUGGGCAUGCACCGAUAACUUACCGCACGGUGGAGGGUGAGAAAAGGGCAUUGACAUCAACGGUUUAGGAUGGCCUGGCAUAUGAUGGCAACUGACUGACGUGGUGAACCCUUGAAAGAUGCCACAGGCGCUCUGACAAGGGCAGAAACAGUUCAUCACUGACAAGGCCAUGCAAGACCAAACAAACGACAAGACCCUGAGAACCUAUGGCAUUGCCGUCAUCAUACUGCUCCAAAAACGAUGUGGGACGGCGUCACUCUCACUCUCACUGAAAAAGGGCACGGAGAGCCACCAUGACCCCCCAAAAGUGGUGUUGCAGUGAUGCCAUGACUGCACGCCGCGAGUCGGCAUUGUUUCCCUAGUACGGAGUCCAAAAUGUCCCCUACAGUACUUUUCCACCUGCCCUGUUGUGCCGUCCUUCAACCCUCGUGGGGCACCACAGAGCAUUGCAUAUAUGCCCGCCUAUGAUCUUGGUGUAGUAGUAUCCAGGAAUCAGCAUCAGCAUCAGCAUCCGAUGACCGCGGAUAAUGAGCGCGGAUAAUUGUCAGACCAAGGCACUAAACAAUUCCUGCCUAGGUAGGUAGAUAGCCAAGGGUUGAAGAAGCCCUUUGCCCCCAACUUUGUGUAGUUGGAAUCUUGCGACAUUGUAAUUUUUCUGGAUGGGUUUUGAUGUCAGUCAGUCACCCACUGCGACUACUGUAGUUCUUCGCUGGUAGAGGCCUUUCGUUAGAUUGAACGCUUGAGAAUGGACGUUUUGGCGCAUGUGGCUUUGCCUGUGCUCAGAUUUGCCCCAUCGUGGUACUUCUGCUAGCUCGACGCCGCCUCCAUAUUGGGGAACGGCUCCUGAUUAUUAGAAUUCCUUUUCGGGGAGAUCAAACUCAGUGCCGUGUCAUGUAUCGUGUAUCAAUUAGAGUUAUGUGUGGGUGAUUUGCUGUGUGCCUAUGUUGGCUUUUUGCUCUAGCCUCUGGAUAUGGACGGAAAAGUGUGCCUGGGGAUCGAGAGAAAAAACAAAGGUGCUGCCCUGGUUAGCACCUUCCCUCGAUUUGGUAUGAAGGAACAGCCCUUCCGCGAUUCAAAUAUACACUACCUUAUUAGGUAGGCGCGUUAACUUCCCUACCCCUAGUGAUCGAUGCGGGGGUCUUUCUUUUCCAAAGUCAUAGAGAGUCAGGGUGUUGCCUCUCUUUCUCCAUCAGGUCUUCUAACAUUUAAUCGCUACAAUCCAGCCAAAACGGACCAUGCCGAUGACAGAUUGUUCUGCGCGAACCAACUGCCUCCCUCAUCAAUGCCGAGAACACAAGAUGUCCGUAGUUUAUCUACAGUCCACUUGCAGCCAUUUCGCUUGGUGCCCUCUGCAAUACGGAGUGGUAUACGGAGCACACACACGACAGACCCGCCCGUUUGCUAUAGCAAUGAUGGGAGUGGCGCCCCGCGACGCAUGAAGACCCGGAUACAGCCAGUCGUCGAUAAGGGUGACCCUCCUCUUCGUUUGACCUGCUACGGAAAUAACACCAAACUAUCUUAAGCCGUGAAUCUGAUGUGACCAAGCAUGGGAAAUGCAAAAGGCCACAAGGAAGCUGCUUGGGAUUGGUCAACGACGAAAACGAUAGGGGGUCCCAGAGAGUGGUCGGACCAGCCGUCACAGACCGCUACGGAUUAAGAUUUGUUCUUGGCUGUCGACAUUGCCAAUGUUUCCUAGCAGGUCCUUGGCACUUUCAACAGUCUGCUCUUUCGCUCCAGCUCUCACGAGCACAUCCAUGGGGUCCGAGUACUGAUGUUUGGGUACCCGUGAGCCUGGAAAAGCAAUAUCUGGUUCAAAGAAAAAGAAGAAAAAAUCCCUCUAUAUUAAAUGAUUCGGAAGAAAAGGAAUUCACAACUGGAAGAAUAUUGCCAUGACUCGGACUCGAUGAACAGUGGCAAGAUCAUUAAGUCCUUGAGUAACUCAGUGCUACGCGUUGGGCAGUAGGAACUUGCGAAAGGCAAG
Molecule: messenger RNA, 2216 nt
Organism: Fusarium odoratissimum NRRL 54006
Lineage: Eukaryota; Fungi; Ascomycota; Sordariomycetes; Hypocreales; Nectriaceae
Exons: 1
Coding region: 1365-1757 (130 amino acids)
Source: RefSeq, a predicted model, not a curated record